Tyto alba (common barn owl) is the source of this 2594-nucleotide messenger RNA. It is a transcript of the gene FNDC4, whose product is annotated as fibronectin type III domain containing 4. NCBI's taxonomy places the organism in Eukaryota, Metazoa, Chordata, Aves, Strigiformes, Tytonidae. The record is from RefSeq and is a predicted model, not a curated record. Bases 461 to 910 code for a protein of 149 amino acids. The transcript has 7 exons. Gene Ontology annotation, molecular function: protein binding.
UGCGGCCGGGGCUCGGCCCCGCUCCGUCCCGCGGCGCAGGCAGCCGGGCCGCUGCCGGGGCCGCCGCCCGGGCCGGGGUCGCAGUCCGGGGCGCCCCUGCGCCGGCCCGCCGCCAUGGCCCGCUUCUCGGCGUUUCUCAACCCCGUCCUGGUGCUCUUCAGCUGCGACCUCUGCCUUGUGCGAGCCAAAACAUGGGACUUCCCUGCCAAGAACCUACUCUGUGCCCAGGCUGAGCAGGAGCACGUCAUGCCAGUCAGCCCUGCUUCUGCUAGUGCUGGAGCUGAAUGAAGUAAACUUUCCAGCAGAUGAACAUCUGAGCAGCAGUGAAGACAGGCCACCGUCCCCUGUCAACGUGACUGUGACACAACUGAAGGCAAACUCUGCCACAGUCUCCUGGGACGUCCCAGAAGGAGACGUGGUCAUCGGCUAUGCCAUCCUACAACAGCGGCAAGAUGGACAGAUGCAGCGCUUCAUCCGGGAGGUGAACACCACCAACCGGGCCUGUGUGCUGUGGGACUUGGCAGAGGAUGCUGAUUACAUCAUCCAGGUGCAGAGCAUCGGCCUGUACGGAGAGAGCCAGGCCAGUAAGCGUGUCCACUUCCGGACCCUGAAGGAGACCGACCGCCUCCCUUCCAACAGCUCCAACCAAGGUGACAUCACCAUGGAAGGGCUGGACAAAGAGAGGCAACUGCAGACAGGAGAGAUCAUCAUCAUAGUGGCUGUGCUGCUCAUGUGGGCAGCGGUGAUCGCCCUCUUCUGCAGACAGUAUGACAUCAUCAAGGACAACGACUCCAACAACAACAAGGAAAAGACAAAGCCGUCCUCAGAGCACAGCACACCAGAGCGACCGAGUGGAGGGCUGCUGCGGAGCAAGAAGAAGUCUCCCUCGGUCAAUAUAAUCGAGGUGUAAGUGCAGCACCAGCUCUACGUUUGGGGUCCUGGGCAUCCUGCCAGAGCCAAAGCAGGCCUUGAAAGAGGAGGCAGCACCAGGUGCCCAGGCUGGAACUCUGCAUGCGAAGAUCCGCGUAUCAGAACUUACGCUUUCCCGAGGGCACCUGUCCAGGGAUGUGCAUGGAGCCGGCUCCCGGCCGUGCAUGCAGUGCACAGCCCUGCCCACCCCACAUGCCUGGCCCCGCUCCCCUGCCACUGCGGAGCACAGAGCUGAGAAAGGGUGGGGGGCCACUCGACCAGCCCAGGGGAGCAGAGGGGCUGGUGCGCUGGCUUGAGGGGAGGCAACUUCCCUGCACCCUGGCUCAGCCACAGGCCUGGGUGCAACCGUGCAGCACUGGGCGCCUGCCCAGCAGGCAGAGUGGAGCAGACCUUAGUCUCAGCUGCUGUGUCUGGGCUCGGAGGGCUGCCUGUGGAGGGUGAGAGCUGCUCCCCUUUUGGCCCCGAGACUGAGGGGAUGGGGCAGUGCAGGCAUUUGCCCCAGUGCCGCUGUGGCCGGGUGGCAGGCGGGUUUGUCUGUGGGGCUGGGGCCCAGUGAGCACCGCUGAAGAGUGGAUCCCUGCUGGAGAACAGGGCUCCACUGCACCCCAUCGUUGCCAUGCAGGGGCUUCAAGGCCUCUCCCUGCUGCAGGGGACAGAGACACGUGCAAACAAAAGGAGCUGGUGUUGCUGCAGCACCUUGCUGGGCUGCAGAGUGUGCAGCCAGGGUGGGGAGUGCUGACAGGAGCCAUUCUGUGGGGUGAUGAGCCCCACAGAGCUGUGGGAGCAGGCAGUGCCAGGGCACAGCCGUGGCUUUGCCAUUUUCCUGGUAGGGCUCAGUCCUGACGCAUUUAGGCUGUUUGUGGGGGAACUGUCGAGCACUCUGUGAGCAGUGCAAUGCCUGUGCUGCCAAGAGACACUGCGGUGGGGCCCAGCAAGGUCUCAGUGGGUUUGGCAGGAUGUGUGCUGCAGAGCUCAUCACCACGCUGGGGGCAACCCUAGCCUCAACACCACCACAUCCCACUCGUAGCUCCUUAUGUCUUGGGGUAUGACCACUGCUGAUGCUCCUGCUCCUGAGGCUGGCCUGCACCAGGUUGGCUGAUGUGAUACAGACCUGUUGGAAAGGGCUGGUCCUGAAUGCCCAGAGCUGGCUGACCACUGGCUCGCUGCUACAUGCCCAGUCUGCCUGCUUGUGUGAAGACAACAUGAGCCAUGAACCAUCCUGGGGCUGGUGAAGUGGUGAUGUCUGGCCUGUGCUUGUUCGCUCCCCAGAGCCUGGGGGCAGAAGUCUCUUGCUGGGUCUCUGCAUUGCUCUGUGUCCGAGGUUGAGGCCGGGCCCAGGCAUGCCCUCUUGCCAGUGGUGGGAUGGAACAGGGUGAUAUGAGGAGGUGCUCUGCUGCAGAGAUGGCAGCUGCUGCCCUGGCUGCUGCUCUCCCUUUGUGCUCUGCUCUGUGGCCUGUCACUGAGCUAGGAUGCUGGCUCUGCAGCCCUGGACUCUAGCAUCACAGGAUCCAGCGUCUUCCAAGAAUAACCACCCAGUAAAGCACUUUCAGGACUCUUCCUUCUAGGUGCUGCUCAGCUUCUGCUGCAGGAUUAGGUGGGGAAGGGACAGGAAAAGCAACUCCCUGUGGCAAGGUCUUUUCAAUAAAAGCAUCCUGGCUCAAAGA